UGGAGCAGUGUACAGUGGACACGGGCCGCAACUCAAAGCAAACGGAUUAAACGAAGGAUUAAAGAGUCUCAACGAAAUGGCUGCCGCUCAGAAAAUCGCCCUCAUGCUACUCGGUCUGUGCCUGGUGUGCGAUGUGGUGCUGUGCCAGCAGCAGGCCAACAACGACUCGGAUGUGGCCGAGAGCCGCACUUUUGGCCAUCAUUUUCUGCGUCGCAUUAGCUUUGCCCUGGUGCCGGGCGCCUUUGUUGUGGGCGUCAUAACCACAUUGCUGGCCGCUUUGACAGUGGUCUCCAUAAAGGGUCUGGGCGUCGGUGUCAUACUGCUCGUGCUGGCCAUUGGCCAGAUGCUGUCCCGAGCCCUGCCCGUGCAAGCCGCUGCCGCGUAUGCCGCAGCGCCCGCUCCCGUGCCCAUUGUCUACUCGCACUCGCACUCACAACAGCCCGUCUGGCUGGAGAAGGAGUGGUAACAGAUGGAGGCGUGUCGAAGGAUUUAGCGAGCUGGUAGCAGGCCACAAAGUAUACCUCAGCGAGCGUGCAACCAAAUAAUAAUUUAAGUCUAGUUUAAAUUAUUUAUU
Messenger RNA from Drosophila montana, 574 nucleotides. It is a transcript of the gene apn, whose product is annotated as apnoia. Lineage: Eukaryota; Metazoa; Arthropoda; Insecta; Diptera; Drosophilidae. The coding region runs from base 77 to 466 and encodes 129 amino acids. The record is from RefSeq and is a predicted model, not a curated record. The transcript is spliced from 2 exons.